AUUUUUUUUCACUGACAUGGACUUUAGAGAAGACUUUGCCUUGCUGUCGGAACAGCGCCGGGAGUUCGCCAUGGCGGAGGUCAUAGAAUCCGACCUGGAAUUUGCCUUUGGCCUCCAAUUGCAGGAGGCUCUCGAGGCCUCCCUCGCUUUGAAUCCGUCUUCUUCCUCCGCUGUUAUCGAACAGCCUACUGUUGACGAGCUGAACGCGACCUCAGUGCAGAGUGAGGAGUUGGAGCGUGUGGAGUGCGAGAUGAAGGACAAGGAGCAGAGCGAGAGGGAAAUGCAGAAGAUGAGGGAGGAUCUCUGUCGAAGGAUCCACGACGAGAAGGUGGCGAGGGAUAUAUUGACGAUUUCUGAGGCGGAUUGGCAGCAGUGGGGCGAUAACUUUGAGAAGCCGUUCGGUGAGGGUUCAUCAUCUUCGGGUAGGACGGAGACGGAGGAAGGCUGGGUUAGGGUUUACUUGAAGGGUUUGGUGAGCGAGGAAAACGUGAGGGGGGAGAAGGUUGUGUUAUCUGGGAUAGGGGUUGCGAUUUGUGACCGUAGUGAUAAUUUGAUAUUUGAGGUUUCUAAGUCGGUGAUUGAGAAUGGCACUAGCAAGGUCGCUGUGGAGAUUAAGGCGUUGAUUGAAGCCUUCAAUAUGGUCCUUGCUUUGGAAUUAAAGCGCAUAGUUUACUAUACCGAUUAUUAUCCACUUCUCCAAUAUGUGAGAGGAAACUGGUCUGCAAAACAGCGGAAGAUUGCCAUGUUGGUUGAUCAAGUUCAUCUGCUUCAGAGGAAGUUUACAUACUGCGAUUCAAGGCUUUUGGCCAGAAAUGAUGUCAAGUUUGCAUUUAAGCUUGCGAGGGAUGCGAUUGUGUCUCAGUCUAUGAGACCCUCGGGACCUGGGAGUACAAGGAGUUUGAAUGAAAAUUGUGCUAUAUGUUUGGAGGAUACUGCUGUCAGUCAGAUUUUUUCAGUUGAUGGAUGUCAACACCGCUAUUGCUUUUCUUGCAUGAAACAACAUGUUGAGGUGAAGUUGCUUCAUGGAAUGGUGCCUAAGUGCCCUCAUGAGGGAUGUAAGUAUGAGCUUCUGGUUGACAGCUGCCAGAAGUUCUUGACUCAAAAGUUAACUGAUAUCAUGCGUCAACGCCAAGCGGAAGCUUCAAUUCCUGUUGCUGAAAAAGUUUACUGCCCUUAUCCAAGAUGCUCUGCAUUAAUGACAAAAACUGAGGUCUUUGAGUACUCGAAAAAUCUUAUUGGUGAAUCUGAACUGUCGGGACCCAAGAAAUGCUUAAAAUGUCAUGGCCUUUUUUGUUUUAACUGCAAGGUCCCUUGGCAUAGUGGUAUGACAUGUUUUAUGUACAAAACGUUGAAUCCCAACCCUCCUGCUGAAGAUUUGAAGCUAAAGUUUCUGGCAUCAAGGAGCCUAUGGCGGCAGUGCGUGAAGUGUAACCAUAUGAUUGAACUUGCCGAAGGUUGCUAUCACAUGACUUGCAGAUGUGGUUCCGAAUUUUGCUAUAACUGUGGUGCUGAGUGGAAGGACAAAAAAGCAACGUGUUCUUGCCCACUCUGGGCAGAAGACAAUAUUUGGAUGGAGGAGAGAGACUUGGACGAGACUGACGAGACCGACGAUGAUGAUGACGUCUUUGGAGGAUGGCUUUGAUUAUUGUGAUGCUUAUUAAGCAGCUGGCCGAUUGACCAGGUUGACUGUCUCCUUCUACAUCUAGUAAAUAUUCGUAUAUUUUAAAUAUAUUACUUAGCAAAAUAUUGACUUCUUAUUUUCUCUCUCCUUAUUUUACCUCCAUUUAAUUUUACACUCAACCAAGCUCCAAUUUUUUUCCCAAUACACUGUAGCCCAGUGCGUCCUUCCCUCAAUGCAUAUAAAAAAACAAAACAAAAUCUUUUAGUUGCCCCACUUUACUCUUCAUUUUCCUUUGGCUUCGCAUAAAAAAAACACUUUUUGAACGAGUACAAUGUCUGCAGACAAAUCAACAAAAAGGACAACGAUGUAUGAUGAUGUUAUUUUAAUGUUAACUUCGUCGCUUAAGUGAUGCACAAUACGUUGAAAAACAAUUAUUUUCACACCUAGCAUCAUAUUU
Messenger RNA from Vigna umbellata (rice bean), 2078 nucleotides. Its product is annotated as zinc finger (C3HC4-type RING finger) family protein. Gene Ontology annotation, molecular function: ubiquitin-protein transferase activity; nucleic acid binding; zinc ion binding. The record is from RefSeq and is a predicted model, not a curated record. Gene Ontology annotation, biological process: protein ubiquitination. NCBI's taxonomy places the organism in Eukaryota, Viridiplantae, Streptophyta, Magnoliopsida, Fabales, Fabaceae.